Messenger RNA from Theileria equi strain WA, 1089 nucleotides. RefSeq lists its product as hypothetical. Lineage: Eukaryota; Apicomplexa; Aconoidasida; Piroplasmida; Theileriidae. The coding region runs from base 116 to 1054 and encodes 312 amino acids. The record is from RefSeq and is a predicted model, not a curated record. The transcript has a single exon.
GGCCAACUAGUGGAAAUUUCUCGCCAAAAUUCUCAUUUUAAUAAAUGACGCAAUUCCGUUGUGUUUAACGGCACACAGGCGUCUGAGUAAUGGGUUGAUUCUGAUUUAUCAUGAAAUGACAACGAUGAGCUCAUUUUACGAGCCUUUGGGCAAGUCGCUCUCUAAAUUAAAGAACAAUAUCGCAAAUACCUUCAAAAGGUACAGUAAUAUGCGGGAAGAUGUCCACGUUGAGGAGGAGAACACGCCCAGUGACCUCGGCAAUUCGAGGCCUUUGAGUUUAAGUCAACUGAACAGCACAAACGAUGAAAUAGUGGCCAAGGAGGUCUCCAAAGUAGCAGAAGUCAGAGGCGUGCACUCUGGAGACGCAGAAGAGGAGCUGAAAAAUGAGUACAUUAAAAAGGUUGGAAAGGACUUUACACAAGUUGGACUGAAAACGUACAUUGAGGCAGUAAAGGAUGCAAAAAGGUUUAGGGAGCGAUGCUUUUACACACUCUCGCGUAGACCGUACGCGGAUUACGAGUCCCAGGAGACUCCAACGUCUGCUCCGGAACCUGAAGCACACACUGACUAUACCAGGGAACUGGAUAAAUCAGCCUAUAAUACGCCCCUAAAAGUAUCCAGAAGAACUGCACUUGAUACUCCUUCAAAGGAGUCGAUACUCAGGGAAAUGCUUGGGGAACAGGUCUCUGUUCAAAAGGAAGCUGACGAAGUAAUGAGUUAUGAUGAAAAGCUGCGGGUCCUACAACGUAUAGGAAUUGGCGACGACUAUAUCGCCAAUAAAGUUUGUAGCCGUUAUACACCGUCAAGAGAACCAAAGUUUGGCAAAUUGAAGCCACUCACCGCCUUUAGCAUGUACGCUAGGCAGAGCAACAUGGAGGAGAAUAUAUCGCAAGAGUUUAAAGCUGCAGAGUUGGAUACCCCUAUACGGAUCUUUACCCCAACUAGGACAAACGAGGAAUCUUCUAGUGUUUUUAAGCAGAUUUCUUCCACGCUGGACAAGAGUCGUUCCACAAGUGAUUCCGGGAAUUUGCUCUUUCUACCAAUUUCUACCUAGUGAUUCUAUACUGGUAUGGAAAAUUGUAACGGUUC